Molecule: messenger RNA, 2027 nt
Organism: Sphaerodactylus townsendi
Lineage: Eukaryota; Metazoa; Chordata; Lepidosauria; Squamata; Sphaerodactylidae
Product: zinc finger protein 239-like
Exons: 5
Biological process (GO): regulation of transcription by RNA polymerase II
Molecular function (GO): DNA-binding transcription factor activity; RNA polymerase II cis-regulatory region sequence-specific DNA binding
Source: RefSeq, a predicted model, not a curated record
AAUUGCAGUUCAGCAAAGGGGCGUUUCUGGCUCAAGGAGCCCCCACCCGGUCCCUCCCCCACCCCGGGAAUCCCAGCUGGAGGGCAGGAACCAGCCAUGGGCGAGGAGGAGCUUCAGGGCCGCCCCCCAGAUGAGCCCGACGCUGCUGGGCUGGGACCAAGGAGGCGUCUCUGUCGCCCGGGGCAGGAGGGGAAGUGGGAAGGGGGGGGCCACGCCCUCCCCCAAGAUCCACCGGGAGCCAGGGGGCCAGCCGACAUCCAUGCAGAUUUACCCCAGACUUAACCCCCCCCCCCGUGGACUUUUGUGUUUGAGGGACCACAGACCAAGAGGGGAUUCUUCUGGGGAGGGGCUUGGGUGCUUUCCCCCCCCUCCCCUUCCCCGCCUGGUUGUGGAGCAUCCUCUGAUCUCUUGCCUUUCCUGCCAGCCUGGAGUCUGCAAUUGAGCCGCUUCAGGGGGCUGCCAUUUUACAACCCCCACCACCCCCCGCUCCUGCCAAGGCAGCUCCCAUUUUUCCUUCCUCUGCUCCAGGAAAGUGUUUUGGGGGUGGGGGGGGUUUCCUCCUUUUUUAAAAAAAGUUGACAGCUGUCAUAUCUUUGUAACUAUGUGCCUGUCAGUUUACACCAAGGAACAAUAUUCAGUUGCUGGUUUUAUAAACUAACUUUAAAAAAAAUCCCUGGUGGAAUACGGGGGGGGGGGGGAGGGUCUGCAUCACAAAAACGUGGGGGAAACUCCCAUGUGGAAGCUCCACAAAGCAGCCCCAAUGGGGGACAAAACCAGACUUCCUCCCCCUUCUUCCCCUCCCCAUUUUGUUCUCCUCCUCCUUAGUUCUUGCCAGUUUCCUGUUGUUUGGGGGCUCUUUCUCUACUCUGCUGCAUGUUCAUGGGGAGGAUCUCUGCCUUCAAGGCCUUGCAGAUGAUCAAAUGCAGUUGCUGGAUCUCUUUGAGAUCAUCUGGGAAGACGCACCACCCAUCUCUGACAUGUGCAUAAAUUUGGUCCACUUUUCCAGGAGGGAGCUCUCACAGAGACUAACAGGCAAGAGUGAAAAGAUGUACUUGAUGCCUGUUCCACCAUCUCCUGCACUUAGCAAAAGGAAGAGAGCCACCAUGCAGCCAGCUCAGGAUGGAGUAUCCUUUGAAGAGGUGGCCGUGCAUUUCACCAAGGAGGAAUGGGCCCUGCUGCAGCCAGCGCAAAGGGCGCUGUACAAGGAAGUCAUGCUGGAGAACUUUCAGAAUGUGUCUUCUCUGGGUCCCGUGAUUGCUAAGCCUGAGCUCAUAGCCCAACUAGAAGAGGAAGAAGAGGUGUUUCUUGGGAUCUUUGAUGAAGAGGAGGAACCAGCAGGAGAAUUCAAGUCAGCGAAUGAAGUGAAAGAGUGUGGCAAAGACUCCAGUGAGAGUGGACACCCUGUCACCCAUCAAACAAUUCACAUCGUGGAGAAACCUUAUAAAUGCCAGGAGUGUGGAGUAGCCUUCAGUCAUAGUAGAAGCCUCACUUCCCAUCAAAUCAUUCACAUAGGGGAGAAACCAUACAAAUGCCUGGAGUGUGGAAAAGGCUUCAGUUACAGUACAAACCUCUCUUCCCAUCAAAAAAUUCACACAGGGGAGAAACCAUACAAGUGUCUGGAGUGUGGAAAAGGCUUCCGUGAGAGUGCACACCUCACUUCCCACCGAAGAAUUCACACAGGCGAGAAACCAUACAAAUGCCUGGAGUGUGGAAAAGGCUUCAGUCACAAUACAAGCCUCUCUUCCCAUCAAAAAAUUCACACAGGGGAGAAACCAUACAAGUGUCUGGAGUGUGGAAAAGGCUUCAGCGAGAGUGGAAACCUCACUUCCCACCGAAGAAUUCACACAGGCGAGAAACCAUAUAAAUGCCUGGAGUGUGGGAAAGACUUCAGUAAGAGAGGAAACCUUGAUUCCCAUCAAAGAAUUCACACAGGGGAGAAACCAUAUAAAUGCCUGGAGUGUGGAAAAAGCUUCAGUCAGAAUGGCAGCCUUACUUCCCAUCAAAGAAUUCACACGGGGGAGAAACCA